Messenger RNA from Spathaspora passalidarum NRRL Y-27907, 1761 nucleotides. It is a transcript of the gene GAP5, whose product is annotated as Gap5p. NCBI's taxonomy places the organism in Eukaryota, Fungi, Ascomycota, Pichiomycetes, Serinales, Debaryomycetaceae. Bases 1 to 1761 code for a protein of 586 amino acids. Gene Ontology annotation, molecular function: amino acid transmembrane transporter activity. Gene Ontology annotation, biological process: amino acid transmembrane transport. The transcript has a single exon. Gene Ontology annotation, cellular component: membrane. The record is from RefSeq and is a predicted model, not a curated record.
AUGUCGGAUAUAAGCAUACCGAAGACCAAGUCAUCUUCUGUCAUUGAGACAACUAAUACUACUCCUUAUCCACAACAACAAGAAGCACACCCUACAAGAUGGCAAUCGUUUAAAGACUCAUUCAAACCAGCUAUUGUAACUGAAAAGUUCACGUCUGCCUACGAUGAAGGGGAAGAUAUUGAAAAUAUGACCGACAUCCAAAGAAUUAACAUGAACACCUCCAAAUCUAACUUGCAAAGAAAAUUGAAGAAUAGACACUUGCAAAUGAUUGCUAUUGCUUCCUCAAUUGGUUCUGGUUUGUUAAUUGGGUCCGGAGGUGCAUUGGCUGCCGGGGGUCCAGGUGGGAUCUUGAUUGCGUGGUUUAUUUCCGGUAUUUCCAUUCUUUGUACUAUUCAGGCCAUGGCAGAAUUAGCCGUUACUUUCCCAAUCAGUGGUUCAUUUAAUGUUUAUGCUAGUAGAUUUAUUGACCCAAGUGUCGGGUUUGCCGUUGCCUGGAACUAUUUUUGUCAAUACUUGGUGUUGUUGCCUUUGGAAUUGGUUGCUGCUGCCAUGACUAUUCAGUAUUGGAAUAGUUCAAUUAACCCUGAUGUUUGGGUUUUGAUUUUCUAUGUCGUUGUGGUCAGUAUCAAUUUCUUUGGUGUCAAAGGAUAUGGUGAAGCAGAAUUUGUUAUGUCCAUUGUCAAGGUGAUUGCCAUUAUUGGAUUCAUUAUUGUGUGUAUUGUGUUGGCAGCCGGUGGUGGACCAACUGGUCAUUACAUGGGGGCUACCUACUGGCACCACCCAGGACCAUUUGCCAAUGGAUUCAAAGGUGUGGUUAGUGUGUUUAUCACUGCUGCUUUCUCAUUCGCAGGUACUGAAUUGGUUGGUUUAACUGCUGCAGAAGCACAAGAUCCAAGAAAAUCGUUACCAAAAGCCACCAAGCAAGUGUUUUGGAGAAUCUUGAUGUUUUACAUGGUUUCUUUAACUUUGAUUACCUUUUUGGUUCCAUAUUCGGAACCUAGAUUAUUAGGACAAUCUGAUGUUUCUGCAUCUCCAUUUGUCAUUGCUAUUCAAAAUGGUGGUAUUAAAGUAUUGCCCUCAAUUAUGAAUGCCGUUAUCUUGAUUUCCAUUAUUUCUGUGGGUUCCUCGACUGUUUAUGCCACUUCCAGAACCCUUACUGCAUUGGCUGAACAAGGAUUGGCACCAAAGAUUUGUGGAUAUGUCGACAGAGCCGGUCGUCCAUUGGUUGCCAUUAUCAUUACCAAUGUCUUUGGAUUGCUUAGUUUUAUUGCUGCCAGUGGUAAGGAAGACGAAGUAUUCACCUGGUUAUUAGCUAUUUCCGCCUUGUCUUCAAUUUUCACCUGGCUCUCCAUUUGUCUUGCCCAUAUAAGAUUCAGAAGAGCUCUUUAUGUCAAGGGAAGAAACACCGAUGAACUUGUAUUCACAUCUCUGACUGGUGUCAUUGGUUCUUGGUUUGGUGUUCUUCUUAAUUCUUUAGUGUUGAUUGCUGAAUUUUGGAUUGCCUUGUUUCCGUUAGGCGAAGCACCAAGUGCCGAAGGGUUUUUCUCCGUGUACUUGGGUUUCCUUAUCAUGAUUGGUUGUUAUGUCGGACACAAACUCUGGAGAAAGAAUUGGAUUUUGUUUAUCAGAGCUAAGGAUAUUGAUAUUGAUUCCGGAAGAAGAGAGACCGAUUUGGAAGCAUUAAAGCGAGAAUUGGCUGAGGAAAGAAGAGUUUUGCAAAGCAAGCCUUGGUGGUUUAGACUUUACAACUAUUGGUGUUAG